Adineta steineri is the source of this 1530-nucleotide messenger RNA. Lineage: Eukaryota; Metazoa; Rotifera; Eurotatoria; Adinetida; Adinetidae. The record is from the annotation of a GenBank genome assembly.
AUGACUGAAUACAAUCGCAAAUCCAGUUUCAAUAAUCGCAAAAAGAAUUUUAAUCAGAAAACGGAAGGGAAGAUAUCAUCUCUGAAUUGCCUAUCGAACGAAAUCUUCUAUGAAAUAUUUAAUUAUCUUGAAAGUUGUGAAGUUUAUUAUGCAUUUAAUAAUCUUAAUCAUCGUUUUGAACAACUUCUUAAAUCAUUAUCAAUUAUGUUGAAUAUUAAUUCGGAUAAUCUACAAUCAAAAAAAUAUAUUCCAAACAUAUUAAAACGAAUUUUAAAUUUUAAUCAAGGUCAAAUAAUUGUAAUCUAUUUGGAUAUGUCAUUAUCAAUCAAAGAAUAUGUUUCAUUUGAUUCAUCAUUUAAUCGAUUACACUCACUUUAUCUUCACAAUUGUCAAUCGGAUAUACUCAUUCCUUUUCUUACCAAUUUAUCUUGUUUAUCUUCUCUUUCGUCAUUAACUCUUGAUUCAUCCGAUCAAUCAAUAGAUCUAACUGAUAUCUAUCAAAUAAUAUUAACUUUACCAACAUUGAAAAAAUAUACAUUAUUAGCAAACGGUCCAACAUUUUCGUCAUUGUUACCAAUUGCUAAUAUCAAUCAAAAAUUGAGUACAAUUGAACAAAUUGAUAUUAGAAAUCAUUGUAAUUUCAAUGACUGUCUAUCGAUUAUGUCAUAUACACCUCAACUUUCUCAUCUAAUUUAUAUUCAACCUAAUCCUAUUGAUUUUAAUAUUGAAAUUAAUUCUUCCAUAUCUCCAUCAAAAUUAACACAUCUUUACAUCCGUAUAUCAGAUAUGAAGUUCGAUAUAUUUGAAAAAUUUAUUAGUAAAAUUCCAUCGAAAUUAAAAGUUUUAUCUUUUACUACUGAAAGUGAAGAUAUUAAUUAUCUUGAUGCUAAUCGAUGGAAAAGAUUUCUGUUGAAAUAUUAUCCACAGUUAGAAGAAUUUUAUUUACGAUAUCAUACAACACAUUAUGAUAAUUUUGAUUCUGAAAAAAGAAAUAAAUUUCUUUCAUUAUUUUGGAUUGAACGACGAUGGAUAUUCGAAGUCAAAAUGGGAUAUAAACAUAUUCUCUAUUCAAUUAAACCAUACAAAAACAGAUGGUAUGAUGUAUUGCCAAAUGGUAUAUUUCCUUCGUCGUCGAUAUUGAAGAAAUCUUCUCAUUUGACUCUUAUGAAUAUUCAUUCGAAGCAAUGGCGAAAUAUUAAAUAUAUUUUAACUUUAACACAAAUUCAUCAUCUAGCUAUUCCUGUAGAAAAAAUUUUUAUCGGAACAUUAAUGGUGAUCGUAAAUUCAUUACCUGAACUUGUUUCGUUACAACUUCAUUCUUUAUCAUUUGAGCAACCAGAUGAUAUUGAUGAUGAAGAUUUCUAUGGAUUUUUUAAAAAACAAUCUACAAGUAAAAUUAAAAAAGUAUAUGUCGAGAAAAUCGAUCAUAAGGGAGAAAUUGCGUUCCUAUCGACACUUUGUCCUCUUAUGGAAUGUUGUCGAAUAAUAUCAUUCGAAAAUAGUACCGAUAUGAAAUCGUAUUAUUUAUAA